AUGGAGAAAUCAUCAAAACUUUGGGGUGAUGAAGGUCGUUUCAGUUGUGGAUUAAAUUCUGAUCUUUCACAAUUAAAUAAUUCUCUUCAAGUUGAUAAAAGACUUUAUCGCGAAGAUAUUUGUGGAAGUUUAGCGUAUGCCGAAGUUUUAUGCGAUGCAGAAAUUAUUUCAUCUGAUGAGUUCAAGACUAUCAAAGAAGGUCUAAAUAUAGUUUUGGAUGAUUGGAAUUCUCAUAAAAUUCAAUUAAGAGACAAUGACGAAGAUAUUCACAGUGUAAAUGAACGACGGUUGAUUGAAAUUGUUGGCGAUGUUGGAAGAAAACUUCACACAGGAAGAAGUCGAAAUGAUCAAGUUGUACUUGAUAUGAAAUUGUGGAUGAAGAAAUCUGUUAUUGAAAUCGUUGAAGAUAUUAAAUGUUUGAUAAAAGUUUUCAUUAGAAAAGCAGAAGAUAAAAUUAAGGUGAUUAUGCCUGGAUACACUCAUUUGCAGCGCGCGCAGCCAGUUAGAUUCAGUCAUUGGUUGCUAGCUCAUGGUUUCUUUCUUGAGUCAGAUUGUGACCGUUUAAAACAACUUUUAGAACGUGUCGAUGUGAUGCCACUUGGUUCAGGUGCACUUGCUGGGAACCCAUUCAAGAUCAACCGAGAUAAGCUUGCAAAACUUUUGGGUUUCUCAAAAAUAACAAAUAAUAGCAUGAAUGCUGUGAGUGAUCGAGAUUUUGUUGGUAAUUUAAUGAAGAAUGUUUCCGAUCUUAUCUUUCUCAACACAAAUAUCUUUCAAGUGGAAUUCAACUUCAUCGCAACCUUAAUUUCAACACAUUUGAGUCGUUUGUCUGAAGAUUUAAUCCUCUUCAACACGAAGGAGUUUAAUUUCAUUAAACUGUCAGGAGAAUUUGCGACGGGUUCUUCGUUAAUGCCACAGAAAUUCAACCCCGAUUGCCUUGAACUUGUUCGCGGUUUGACUGGUGGUAUUUUAGGACAACUCACAAACAUUUUAGUGACAUUGAAAGGGUUGCCUUUCACAUAUAACAAAGACUUACAAAGCGACAAGCAAUCAAUGUUCUUCGUGUUCGACAACAUAAAACUGUCACUGAAAGUUAUCUCGGGAGUUGUUGAGUCGAUGGAAAUCCUCGACGAAAAUUGUUGGAAUGCCUUAAGUUACGAUAUGUUAGCAACAGAUGUAGCUUAUUAUUUAGUAAGAAAAGGCGUCGCAUUUCGCGACGCACAUCAUUCAGCUUCAAAACUCGUUGAUUACGCUUCACAACAUUGCAUCGAACUUUGUAAACUUCCGCUUCCAGUCAUGAAAACAAUUAAUGAAAAAUUUAUUGACGAUGUUCAUGACAUUUGGAGUUUUACGAAGAGCGUCGAACAAUAUCAAGCCACAGGUGGAACCAGCAUGGAAUCGGUACGAAACCAAAUCGCCUACCUGAAAGAUUAUGUCGAGAGAGGCAAUUAA
This is a messenger RNA of Clunio marinus, 1452 nucleotides long. The record is from the annotation of a GenBank genome assembly. NCBI's taxonomy places the organism in Eukaryota, Metazoa, Arthropoda, Insecta, Diptera, Chironomidae.